Molecule: messenger RNA, 189 nt
Organism: Verticillium dahliae VdLs.17
Lineage: Eukaryota; Fungi; Ascomycota; Sordariomycetes; Glomerellales; Plectosphaerellaceae
Exons: 1
Coding region: 1-189 (62 amino acids)
Source: RefSeq, a predicted model, not a curated record
AUGGACUACUUUCUGCGCGGCCGCGACGCCGCCGCCGAGCGCAUCGCCACCGACGGCAAGCGCUGGGCCGAGACGGUCCUGCGCCGCGAAGACAUGCGUCUCUACGUCUGGCGGCUGCUGCUGGAGUAUGCGCGUGUCAUGGAUGACAAUCGCGAUCGCCUGGCAUUUGUGCAGGACUGGAUUGAUUAG